Molecule: messenger RNA, 824 nt
Organism: Paraglomus brasilianum
Lineage: Eukaryota; Fungi; Glomeromycota; Glomeromycetes; Paraglomerales; Paraglomeraceae
Source: the annotation of a GenBank genome assembly
GGGAGAUACCAAAACUCGAACAUAAAGAAGCGCCCCUUGAUAUAGUAUUUGAUCGAUUGGAGUUACAAAAAAAUUCACCGAAACACGGAGACGCAAAGGUCCGGUUUUUUGUUGCUGUCAAAGAUAGUACUUUUAGAGUUAUAUUGUACUCAAGCACUUUACUCACCACAGCUCAAGGCACUCAAACCACAGACCUUACUGAAGAAUACACAGUUCAAAGUUCUAGCAACAUGGCUCAAAGCACCUCGAGCAAGUCUAUGAUAACUACUCGUGAACCUGACCAAGAACCAUCAGCCGAUCAGCCCGAGACUAACGCCAUGGCUCAAAACACUCAGGACACCAUGGCUAAAGACACUACAGCUCAAAACAUUACAAGCACACUUGACGCCCUUCAUCUUGACCCUCCAAUCACUCCACCCGAAACUGUGGAAUCCCUUCGUGCAUAUGAAAAAGAGCCAGGCGAAGCACAGAAGUUUUUAGAUCGCAUGGUACAUGGCUUCACGUGGCCCGCUUCGAUGUCUGAUUGCAUGAGACGUCAGGUUUUCUGCGGGUUCACUGAUGAUUUUAACUCUCCUGAAGGUAGCGUGGAGCGAGAAGUCGCGGCAAAUUUUCUUUACUUCUACAACAGUCUCGAGGCGGGCAAGUUUGAUGAACAUCAGAAAGACUGGGUACUGGUGGACGGACAGAAGGUAGUAAAGUAUGGGUCAGAUGAGUAUACGAAUCAGCAAUUAUCAGACCUCGAAGAGGAAAUGCCUGCUGCCAUUUAUCUCCCAGUUGAUCCAUUAGUUCGUGAAAAUUAUCUUCUUUAUCCAGCCCCCGUGUGA